GGAGUUUAGGGUUCUUGGUGGAAUGAGAAUUGGCUAGGGCAGGAUGAUCUGAGCGAGCUCGUGCGAGAUCUGGCACGAAUUCGGUUGGAUCCAAUGUCGCAGCAGUGGAAAUAGGAGGAAAUAUCGACGAGCGGCUUGAAAUGUCGAAGAAUGCAGCUGAAUCCAAGGCCUUCCCGGCGUCAUUGGCCAAGGCUUCCGCCCCAGCCGCUCCUUCUCCUCCUCCGGCGGCCGCAUCCAAAGCCUCGGACUUGGCCAACGGUGUGCAUCAGCUAGUGGAGCAAGAGAGAAGGAAAUCUGGUGCUAGUCACGAGGAAAGCGUCAAUGUGGAUGAGUCUAAGCUGUUUGAUCACAUCCACGCCCAUGCUGUCAGGGCUACUGGUGACGAGAAAAGCGGUGCUACCACCACGCAGAGGAAUGAAGCUCGCAAGGAGAGAUCACCGAGUAGAUCGAGUAUAAUUGGUGAUGUGCUGCAAAACAUCGCAGCGGGAGACGAGGAGGGUCGUUCCAGGCAGAGAAUUCUUGCAUUUGCUGCCAAAAGAUAUGCUACUGCAGUGGAGAAAAAUCCUCAGGAUGCUGAUGCUCUAUACAACUGGGCGUUGGUGCUCCAGGAAAGCGCUGACAGUAUUGGAACUGAGUCUGGGCCUGCUGAGAAAGAUGCUCUGCUAGAUGAAGCUUGCAGAAAGUAUGAAGCAGCAACGAGAUUUUGUCCUUCUUUGCACGAGGCCUUUUAUAACUGGGGAAUUGCAGUAUCCGACCGAGCAAAAAUUCGUGGAAGAACUAAGGAAGCAGAGGAACUCUGGAAGCAGGCUUGUCUAAAGUACGACAAAUCUGUUCAACUAAACUGGACAAGUCCCCAGGCUUUGAACAACUGGGGACUUGCUCUUCAGGAGCUUGGCGCAAUUGUUCCUCUAAAAGAAAAACGUGCCAUUGUUAAAGUUGCGAUAAAGAAGUUUCGAGCAGCUAUACGUCUCCGAUUUGAUUUCCAUCGUGCAGUUUACAAUCUCGGCACUGUAUUGUAUGGGCUAGCAGAAGAUACCUUGAGAAGUGGAAGGCGUCCUAGCACUCACGAAGGAAGUGCUCCGGAGCUUUAUAGUGCGUCUGCGGUGUACAUAGCAGCUGCUCAUUCGCUGAAACCAGAUUAUUCAGUCUAUAGGAGCGCUCUUCGACUUGUAAGAUCAAUGCUUCCUCUACCAUAUUUGAAAGUCGGAUACUUGACUGUACCUCCGAUUGGGAACCCAUUAGCACCUCAUAGCGAUUGGAUAAAGCAGUGGUUUGUCUUGGAUCACGAAGCCUUGUAUCAGAUGGAGAAAGUGGACCAAAGAUCUCCGACUCUUGGAGCAUCCAGCAGCCCGAGUAAAGCGCCUGAGGGAUCACAUACAAGGAGAGUUGAGGUGCAUGACAUAGUCUGUGUGUCUCCAACAGCGGAUCUUAGCCUUCCUCCUGGCGGUUGCUUCGUCGCUGACACUCCUUCAGGCCAGCAUUUCAUGAUUGCUGACAACUGGGAAGCUGUGGACGGCUGGGUGGAUGCCAUUCGUCUUGUGUACACAAUUUUUGUUCGUGGGAAAUCGGAAGCUCUUGCCACUGUCUUGACUGCAUGAGGCAGCACUUUUGAGCACCUCAUACUUAUCGUCCUUUCCUUACAAGGAGGAUGACAAAGGAGAAGAAAUUCCAGGCUAGGCAUCUUUCAUAUGUCCUUACUAGUUUGAUGUGCUGAUAGGAACAGCUCGAUAAAAAACAAGUUCCCAGUUUUCAUCUA
This is a messenger RNA of Selaginella moellendorffii, 1756 nucleotides long. Its product is annotated as protein HLB1. Gene Ontology annotation, molecular function: protein binding. Bases 141 to 1598 code for a protein of 485 amino acids. The record is from RefSeq and is a predicted model, not a curated record. Lineage: Eukaryota; Viridiplantae; Streptophyta; Lycopodiopsida; Selaginellales; Selaginellaceae. The transcript has 14 exons.